AUGGCUCCUGCUAUUGACGAAGUGACCCAGGAGUAUCAAAUCAAAUCGCUCCUAGUCCGCGAACGAUAUUACCGGGAUUCAUAUCAGUGGGACAAGCUUCGUGACAGUUAUCACCCGGAUCCUUCUAAAACGCAUGUCGAGAUAUCAUGGUUCCAAGGUGAUAUCGAUGGCUUUGUAGCUGGCUCAAGGGCUAUGGCAACGGGUGGAACUGGUGCGAUUCAUACGAUCUGUCCAGUGGAAGUGGAAAUCAACGGCAACAAGGCCCUUUCCGAGUCGACUGGCUCCAUAUCCAUUCGCUUUCGCCACAAUGGAUUGGAAUAUGACUGUGUCUCUUUAACUCGGUUUAUUUCCCGUUUGGAGUGUGUCGAUGGCAAGUGGAAGUUGUUGACACUGGAAGCAAUUUAUGAAAGAGACUACAUCACCCCGACAGUUCCGUCGUCUGAGUCUGUGGAACUACCUCUACCGAAGAAUGGACGGGACAGCUAUAAAUGUAUCGCCUGGGUUCUUUCUCAGAAGGGUUUCAAAAUCAAGGAAGACCUUCCAGGAGUUGAUGAUCCUUCCACCUGUACACGGCUAAUGGAAGAAAAUCGCGAUUGGUUAUUUUGA
Molecule: messenger RNA, 606 nt
Organism: Penicillium cinerascens
Lineage: Eukaryota; Fungi; Ascomycota; Eurotiomycetes; Eurotiales; Aspergillaceae
Exons: 2
Coding region: 1-606 (201 amino acids)
Source: RefSeq, a predicted model, not a curated record